Daldinia loculata is the source of this 1951-nucleotide messenger RNA. RefSeq lists its product as uncharacterized. Bases 478 to 1428 code for a protein of 316 amino acids. The record is from RefSeq and is a predicted model, not a curated record. NCBI's taxonomy places the organism in Eukaryota, Fungi, Ascomycota, Sordariomycetes, Xylariales, Hypoxylaceae. The transcript has 4 exons.
UCUACGCAUAUAUAAACAAUAGCUAGAUCCUAAUCCUGUAAUCCUAACUUAACAACGAUGUCACCACUAUUCUAGGAAUCACAGUUUUACCAGGUGUCUUCUCACCAAAUCUUUAAACAUGGAAAAAGUCAUGAUGGAAAUCGCAUUGACCUUAGACUUGCUGUUCGUAUUAAUUAAAAACAUAUCAUAGCUUAUUAUUUACCUUGGGUAUUUAUGAAUAAGGUCUCCCGACCAUGAUCUAAUGCUGAAUGCUACGAAUUUCAUCGUAUAAAUACCGUACGUACCUGAGCAACAGCCGCAUUAACCCCGCCAUUCACCGCUACGAUCUCCAUUCUUGGUUUCUAGGCACCGGCGACCUUGUGUCAACUUAGUUAUUGUAGAGUUAUGAAAUAAAAGGGGCUCUUUAUAUAAAAUUUAAAGUAUUUUCAAUAAUCCAUUUCAUCUGUCUUGAUAUUGGGUAGUCACAGUACAAGCGCCAUGUCAUCCUUUAUCUCCCUCGAUCUCUCAUACGAGGGUGACUCAGAUAUGGACAAGAAAAUCGGUGCUACACUACAGGGCCUUGUUAACGACACGGAAUCCCCUGAGUCUGCGGCGAAGAUAAUCCAUGGAAUGAUUAUUGACGACUGCCGUGACGCUUACACUUCUUACAAUUCGGUAUCAAAUCCGACAGCAGAACAGAUAGAAUCUGGCACCGUCCGUACCCCUAACCCCGGUGGAUGGAUGGGAUACCUCUGGGAUUGCCUAGGAAGAGCAGCUAUGAGAGUACCUGCUGACCAUAAAGGUCAAGACAGACUUGUAGGUCUGCUCCAGGAACUCCAGCAAUUACCUAAGAGCCCUGUCCCCGAGUUCGUUGCUGGAGAGAUGAGGGAAACCAUACUCUGGAAUAUCACAAAAGAGACUCAGUAUGAAGGCCUUACUCAGUGGCUUUGGGAUCUUGACCAAGGCAACUUUAACGGUGCGCACCAGGUAGAGAGCGACCCAAAUGCUGCUACUGCCUAUACCAACUUCUCUGCUUUCCUGGCACGCCUAUUAGCGUCCGGUGUAGCGGACACGAACACCCUAAGCGCACUACGGCGACCAUCGCCCUUCGCAACAAGUCAUCAAGACCAUAUCUUACAAGACUUGCCUCACCACGAACCUUACGCAGCUGCAGCGGCCCAGUGGAUUAUCUAUGCUGGAGAUGUACUCUUCGAGCUAUGUGAAAAGCGCAUACUCGUCGAGGUCGGGGGUUUGAGAUACAGUCGGGCUUUGUGGCAUGUAUGGAGCGUUAAAUUUAAAGUUUUUGCCGAGAGCAAUGAGUCUAGCACUGAGGUUCGAGAGUUCGCUAGGCAGGCAGUGCAUAAGAUAGACCAGUGUAAGAGGGAUGGUAUUAAUCCGGAGAAGAGCGUGAUUGAGAAGUUUGGUUAUAUACGUCCGGAGGAGAACUAGUAUUAUGAAUAUGAACCAGUUUUGUGCCCAUCAUUUUUCAUUCUAUGUCUAUUCCUCAUCUUCACGUCAAACCGUUAUGAGCCCCUUUCUAUAUCUAGACGUCGAAGGAACCCAUAUAAUAUCAUCAAAAUCCACGUGGAAUGAUUUAACCAACGCACUAUUGCACUAUCGAACCACCGUUACCUCCACGUCUAACUUAGAGACCUAUUGCCCCUAUUACCCCUAUUACGCCCCACUUCUCGCACGUCCCCGUGAAAACAUCAUGCGACCAGAAGUGUUGAAUAUGCAAACCCCUUUAGUGGUCUCGAACAAAGGGGUGUGCGAUUGGACCGAUGCGGUAGCGGCCCUUAAUUUCUCUUCCGAUUGAGACUCUUGAAUUGUCGCUUCAGCACAUCGACGAGCUUACCUAGAGCACCGAAGACAUAACCAAGUCCGAAGCUCCAGUUGCGAAUUCGCACCGUGUAGAUGAAGAAGUAUACGAGAGCCCAAUUAGAAAUGCAGAAGGCUAGGAAUAUGCCGAAGU